Molecule: messenger RNA, 1062 nt
Organism: Gavialis gangeticus (Gharial)
Lineage: Eukaryota; Metazoa; Chordata; Crocodylia; Gavialidae
Gene: NUDT2
Product: nudix hydrolase 2
Exons: 3
Coding region: 68-676 (202 amino acids)
Biological process (GO): ATP biosynthetic process; AMP biosynthetic process
Molecular function (GO): bis(5'-nucleosyl)-tetraphosphatase (asymmetrical) activity
Source: RefSeq, a predicted model, not a curated record
AAUAAUUAAUGUGUGCAGAGGAGGAGACUUCUUGAAGUGUGAAGUAUGAUCAUCAGCUUCACUCGUCAUGCACUGGUCCCUUCUGGCCUGGCGAGGACUAAAGGAGUGGAGAGAGGCUUUUUGGAGGUUGAAGAGAUGUCCUUUAAAACUGACCUUGCAAAGUGUGGGGAGUAGCCUUGAGAUUCACCAGGGACUGAUGCAGGAAUUGCUGGUUCACAGGAGGAGCAUGGCUCUGAGAGCAUGUGGCUUGAUAAUCUACAGGAGGCUACAGCCAGGAUGCCCUUCUUCUAAAGCUGGCAACAAUAUUGAAUACCUCCUUCUGCAGACAUCAUACGGGACUCACCACUGGACCCCACCAAAAGGCCACGUGGACCCAGGGGAAGAUGAUCUGGAGACAGCCAUGCGGGAGACGCAAGAAGAGGCCGGACUUGAUUCCAGGCAGAUCACUCUCGUCGAAGGAUUUAAGAAAGAGCUGCAGUACACCGUCAGGGACAAGCCCAAAACCGUUAUCUACUGGCUGGCAGAAAUAAAGGACCACAACACAGAAAUCAAGCUCUCGGAUGAGCACCAGGAUUUCCGCUGGCUGAACCUGGAGGAAGCCUGCAAACUCGCUCAGUAUAAGGACAUGCAGGCAGUGCUUAGAGAUGCACAACAGUUUCUCUCUUCGAAGGCUUAAAAGCUUGCAUGGAGGAAGAAGGGGAUCUUGCAGGAGAGUUGGGAGCUGGUUUAAUUGAGACCUGAAACACAGUUUUCCUCAAAGUGAAUUUGAUUUACUUAAUCUGAGUUAUUCUGGAGCUGGUACUCUUGCGUCCUGUAGCUCGUGCAGAGAGGCAGAAGGUGUAGUUGUAACAAGGGGCAGAGAUGUCUGUGUUUAAAGCCUGACACGGACAAUGAACCUUGCCGGGCAAGUUUGCAGAAGUGUUGAGCAACCUCAGACUUCCUUAGAAAACCAGACAUGUGAUCUCCUGCAUGACUGCCAUUAGGACUUGUGAAGUGCGAUGCCCGAAUGAUGUGAAAAAUGAGCAUAUGGAGACUUGUCAUAAUAAAACACAAAUUGCAAAA